This is a messenger RNA of Cicer arietinum (chickpea), 1924 nucleotides long. RefSeq names its product sugar transport protein 7-like. Gene Ontology annotation, biological process: monosaccharide transmembrane transport. Gene Ontology annotation, cellular component: membrane. Gene Ontology annotation, molecular function: monosaccharide transmembrane transporter activity. Lineage: Eukaryota; Viridiplantae; Streptophyta; Magnoliopsida; Fabales; Fabaceae. The record is from RefSeq and is a predicted model, not a curated record.
GACAAAGUUACCAUUACCAAACAAACAAUAAUUCAACAACUAUGUAAGCACACGCUAACUACUUUUCUGCUAAAUCCAAAUGACACAUAAAUUUAUCCACCAAUUUAUGUUUCUGUAUUAUCACUUCCACCACUCAUCUAAGCAUCCACAUAUUGACAAAACAAAGUGUGCUCUGUGUCUGAGGAAGGAUAGGAAUUCAGGAAAUGGAGGUUGUGUCUAAAAUGAGGGCAGAGCAAUACAAUGGGAGAGUCACAGUUCAUGUCAUCAUCGCUUGCAUUGUUGCUGCCACUGGCGGGUCUCUCUUCGGCUAUGAUGUUGGAAUUUCAGGAGGAGUUACUUCUAUGGAUGAGUUUCUUAUUAAAUUUUUCCCGUCGGUGUACAAACAAAAAAUGCACGCACAUGAAAACAGCUACUGCAAGUAUAACAAUCAAGUCCUUGCAGCAUUUACCUCUGUUUUAUACAUUGCUGGUUUAGUUGCAUCCUUGAUUGCAUCUCCAGUUACAAGGAAGUAUGGACGGAAGACAAGUAUCAUAGCUGGUGGAAUCAGCUUUCUCAUUGGAUCAAUUCUAAAUGCCGCAGCUGCUAAUCUUGCAAUGCUUAUCAUCGGUCGAAUUAUGCUUGGUGUUGGCAUUGGUUUUGGAGAUCAGGCGAUUCCUCUUUACUUGUCAGAAAUGGCGCCAACGCACCUACGAGGAGGCCUGAACAUGAUGUUUCAAGUUGCCACAACUUUUGGCAUUUUUAUAGCAAAUAUGAUAAAUUUUGGAACACAAAAGAUUAAACCAUGGGGGUGGAGGUUGUCCCUUGGUGUUGCUGCAAUACCAGCUCUAAUGAUGACUAUAGGAGGAAUAUUGAUACCAGAGACUCCAAAUAGUUUAGUAGAAAGAGGAUAUAAGGAAAAAGGAAGAAUAGUACUUGAAAAAAUCAGAGGAACAAAUCAUGUCGAUGCAGAGUUUCAAGAUAUUGUUGAUGCAAGUGAGAUAGCAAAUUCCAUAAAACACCCUUUUAGAAACAUACUUGAAAAAAGAUACAGACCAGAGUUGAUCAUGGCUAUUUUUAUGCCUGCAUUUCAGAUUCUGACUGGCAUAAAUUCAAUUCUGUUUUAUGCUCCAGUACUAUUUCAAAGCAUGGGAUUUGGUAGAGACGCUUCUCUCUACUCAUCAGCUUUGACCGGAGGAGUUCUUGCUUUCUCAACAUUCAUUUCUAUUGCAACUGUAGAUAGAUUAGGGAGAAGACCCUUACUCAUCAGUGGUGGAAUACAGAUGAUUAUUUGUCAGGUUAUAGUUGCUAUAAUUUUGGGAAUGAAAUUUGGAGAGAACCAAGAAAUAUCGAAAAGCUAUUCGAUAUUUGUUGUAGUUGCAGUUUGUGUAUUUGUUGUAGCAUUUGGAUGGUCAUGGGGCCCACUGGGGUGGACAGUACCGAGCGAGAUAUUUCCAUUAGAAAUUCGAUCAGCAGGACAGAGUAUCACAGUCGCUGUGAAUCUUUUGUUCACAUUCAUAAUAGCACAAUCUUUUCUUUCCCUUCUCUGUUCAUUCAGGUUUGGGAUCUUCCUGUUUUUUGCUGGCUGGAUAAUCAUCAUGACCAUAUUUGUUUAUUUGUUCCUACCUGAAACUAAGGGAAUUCCCAUUGAAGAAAUGACAUUUAUGUGGAGGAAACACUGGUUCUGGAAAAGGAUCCUGUAAAAAGUUUCAAGGAGUCUGAUUAAGCAGUUUCACUAUAAUUACUUAGAUGUGUUAUCAACUGCUUAUCAUCAACAUGUAACUGAAAAUUUUAAUUUCAUCUAUUAAAAAUAGUCAUAUGCUCUAAUUAAGUACACUGUAUAAUACAUAUCAAUAUCUAUAACAGCAAGUCUGUCGAAAAGAACAAAAGGAAUAUAAAAAUAGUUAUCUAUAUCUAUACUAAUAAUAAAGACAAUACAUUAUUUUCA